AUGUACGACACGCAAAUCGGCAAGCGGGACGCAGAGCUCGACCUGAAGAGCGUGGAGAGGAAGCUUGCGUUCUGCGCGCUGUUCGGAGACGCGGAUGUCGUACUUGAUGGGUUUCGACCUGGUGCGCUGGAGAGGCUGGGUUUUGGAUUCGGUUUCGUGCAAAGUCUUGCGGUCAGACGGGGGAAAGGGGUUGUUUAUGCACGGGAGAAUACGUAUGGAGUGGCUGUCUUCUGUCAUUUUGUAUGUCUGGUGCUGGCGGGUAAGGUGAAGGGAGUGAGUUGGGCGCAGGGGAAGUUCCUUGGACUCGAUGAACCGGUUGUGCCGUUGUUACCGAAUUCGGAUUACCAAACGGGGAUCGUGGGCGCCAUCGCCAUCACACACGCGUUGUACCGGCGAGCUCACGAGGGUGGCUCGUACAACGUCGACACCUCACUCAACCAAUUCAACAACUGGUACCUAGACCUGGGUCUACAAGAUCCCGACACCGCAGCCACGAUUAAAGCGAAAGAUCCAGACUUCAUGGUCUGA
Messenger RNA from Penicillium argentinense, 528 nucleotides. RefSeq lists its product as uncharacterized. Lineage: Eukaryota; Fungi; Ascomycota; Eurotiomycetes; Eurotiales; Aspergillaceae. The transcript has 3 exons. The record is from RefSeq and is a predicted model, not a curated record. Gene Ontology annotation, molecular function: catalytic activity. The coding region runs from base 1 to 528 and encodes 175 amino acids.